AUGAACUUAAAUACCAUGUACACAGAUUUACUAGAAUCAAUAGUAAACAAGCAACUUCGAGACAUACUGUCAAGUCCAUGCGAAUACCAAUCAGCAUUGGCAUCUGUGGCCAAAACAUCAAGGUUGUUUAAUCAACUUGCCAAUGCAAGGCUUUAUCGUGAAAUUGUUGUGUUUGACGACGAUAAUGAGUCCAUUGUGGAGAAUGACGACCGCACUUAUAUACACAUUAGCCAAUUCAACAAGUUUGUUGACUCAUUAACGAUUCAUAAUUUUAUCAAAAUACGGUCAAUACAAUUGCAUUGUAAAUCCAAUUUCAGCAAGUAUGACUAUUCAGCCUUGUAUGAAAAAUUUGGCGCUUUUUGGUCAUUUACUAAACACAACAUUGAAUUUAUUAAUUUUGACAUUGACAACAUACGGAGAAACCAAACAAUACUUCAAUUUUUGGCAAAGGACAGCUAUGAAAUAAUAGAAGAGAACGAUGAGGUUGAAUCACGUGGUGGUUCAAAGCAAUCAAAGAUUUGGAACUUGACAAACUGGUCAAUAUUGGGUGCUCAGGAGUUGAAUUCAUUGCCACUUUGGAGUCCCAAUUUGAAAACAUUGGAUUUCUUUAUUGAAACGAUUAUCGGUGAUGUUCAAUUCCCCACACAAAGAGUAAAGAUGCCCAAUUUGGAACAGUUGAACUUGAAUACAACUUUAUCAACUCAAUGCUUUUUGUCAUUGAACCCUGAAGUACCCAACUUGCAAAAAGUAUCUAUAUCUUACUCCCACUCCUUCAACAAACCAGCUAUAAACUUCAAUGAUUACCAAAUGAUAGAUUUUGACAAGCUUACCCAUUUGGAGUUGAAGCUUAAUUGUUUGCACUCGGAUUGCUCAUGUGUUAAUGAAUUUUAUCAUCAAUUAUCUCAAAACAGUCAUUAUUUCACAAAAUUGAGAAAUCUUACUAUAGUCAACCACAACUCAAAGAACCACCUGAGCAAUUUGGACCAAUAUGCAUUCUUAUUGUCCAACCAAUUGGGCAACUUGUUUAGCAAAUUUACCAGUCUCGAGUAUAUUUACAUCAGAGUCAAUGAGUUUGUCAAGAGCGAUAGAAGUAAAAUCGAUUGGGUCAAGUUCAACAAGGCUAUAUCAAUGUUGCCACACUUGCGCAGUUUAAUUAUUGCUGAUUUCUUUAAUUGGUGGGCACCAUCGAUUCAAUUAACAAGGAAUAUGAUGGUCAACACCUGCAACUGUCAAGAAUGUCAUGGAGUCAAGUCGUUGUUUCAACAAAUGGCUGCAUAUGAUGAAGAAAAUCAUUACACUCACAAUUUCGACAAGUUUGCCUUUGAUUCUACACAAGAGACGUCAAACCACAUUGAUUUGGUAAAGAAGGGCAACUCCAAGUUUAUGUCGCAUUUGGUCAAUCAUUACAAAUCACAAUUUCAUCAACUGAUUAUAUAUUCAAUGUCAGCAUCGUAUUUUAGAGAGCACGAUGAUGAAAAACUUGCACCAUUCAAAACUUUAUUCAAGCAUGGUCAAUUGAAACAUUUGGCAGGUUCGUUGAAAGUUCACAAUCCAACAUUAAAGGUCAAUCUUGGAGGUAUUGUCAUAUAA
This is a messenger RNA of Lodderomyces parapsilosis, 1590 nucleotides long. RefSeq lists its product as uncharacterized. The transcript has a single exon. The record is from RefSeq and is a predicted model, not a curated record. NCBI's taxonomy places the organism in Eukaryota, Fungi, Ascomycota, Pichiomycetes, Serinales, Debaryomycetaceae. The coding region runs from base 1 to 1590 and encodes 529 amino acids.